CCCUGCGCGCGGCUCCCGCGCCGGUGCGGUCGGGCGGCGGCAGCGGAGCGCAGGUGGCCCGGCCCGGCGGCCGCUCCGCUCCGCUGCGGAGCGGGAUGGAGCGCGGCGCGGCGGCGCUGAUCCGCGAGGGCUGGUUCCGCGAGACGUGCCGGCUGUGGCCCGGCCAGGCCAUGUCGCUGCAGGUGGAGGAGCUCCUGCACCACCAGCGCUCCCGUUACCAGGAGAUCCUCGUCUUCCGCAGCACCACCUACGGCAACGUCCUGGUCCUGGAUGGGGUGAUCCAGUGCACGGAGCGGGACGAGUUCUCCUACCAGGAAAUGAUCGCCAACCUGCCCCUCUGCAGCCACCCCGACCCCCGCAAGGUGCUGAUCAUCGGCGGCGGCGACGGGGGCGUGCUGCGGGAGGUGGUCAAACACCCGACCGUGGAGUCCGUGGUGCAGUGCGAGAUCGAUGAGGAUGUGAUCCAGGUAUCUAAAAAAUACCUCCCAGGGAUGGCAGUGGGCUAUUCCAGUGCUAAGCUGACAUUGCACGUGGGAGAUGGUUUUGAGUUCAUGAAACAGAAUCAAGAAGCCUUUGAUGUGAUUAUCACGGACUCGUCUGACCCCAUGGGUCCUGCAGAAAGUUUGUUCAAAGAAUCUUAUUACCAGCUGAUGAAGACAGCCCUGAGGGAAGAUGGGAUUCUCUGCUGCCAAGGUGAGUGCCAGUGGCUGCACCUGGAUCUCAUUAAGGAGAUGCGCCAGUUCUGCAAGUCGCUGUUCCCGGUGGUGGAGUACGCCUACUGCACCAUCCCCACGUACCCCAGCGGCCAGAUCGGCUUCAUGCUCUGCAGCAAGAACCCCAACACAAAUUUCCGGGAGCCUGUGCAGCAGCUCUCACAGCAGCAGGUGGAGGAGAGGAGUCUCAAGUACUACAACUCUGACAUUCACAGGGCAGCAUUCAUCCUGCCAGAGUUUGCACGGAAGGCCCUGAGUGAUGUGUGAGACCCUGAGCUGCUUCCUUCCUCCAAGUUGGACUCUGAGAUCAUCAGUGAUGUGGCUGGGAUCUUCUCAGCAGACUGCAGAUUUGCUCUCCACUGUGUGGGAUUAUUUAACCCUUGGCCAGCCAACAUUCCCUCUGAUGUGUUAAGGAUGAUGGGGCAUAAGCCAGAUAAGACUAUUGAAAAGGUCUAGUGACCUAUUGCGUGAGGUCAAAACUGUUCUUUCCAGUACUGGAAAUGUAAGAUGUCUUUUUCCUUUCUCUCUUCCCUGCACCCAUUCUAAAUUCUCCCAUCCCAACCACACUCCACACCCCCCCAGCUGAUGCAAUGUAUUUAUAACUGACACAUAUUUCUGUCUGGUGGGCUGGGAACAGUCCAAAGGGUCCCUGACUCAGCCUUAAGCACAGAGAGAGAGAAAGAGAGAGAGCUUUGUGCACAGUUAGCUCACUCUCUCCUCGUGGGAGCUCCCUGCUGCUGACACAUUUUGACUGGUAACAGGUCUGAGCCUUUGCAUCCCACUGCCCUCCUGUGACUCCUGCACUGCUCUGCAGCACAGCUGGAGAAGUCACAGUGCAAACUGUUGCCAUUCACAACAGGUCUCCCUCCAACCCUGAUGGAGUAGCAGUAUUAAACACCAGCCAGGCAUGCU
This is a messenger RNA of Camarhynchus parvulus, 1625 nucleotides long. It is a transcript of the gene SRM, whose product is annotated as spermidine synthase. Gene Ontology annotation, cellular component: cytosol. The record is from RefSeq and is a predicted model, not a curated record. Bases 96 to 980 code for a protein of 294 amino acids. The transcript is spliced from 8 exons. Gene Ontology annotation, molecular function: spermidine synthase activity. NCBI's taxonomy places the organism in Eukaryota, Metazoa, Chordata, Aves, Passeriformes, Thraupidae. Gene Ontology annotation, biological process: spermidine biosynthetic process.